AGUCCCAGAUAGCAGAUGACUGUACCAUGUCGGACACACAGGGGUAGCGCUUAAAAGUUUGGUCAAACUAUAAAAAUAAAGAAAUAAGAGUAAUAAUUAUUGCGUUUGCUGUAGCCAUUUUAAUGUGUUAAUUCUGUGAACGGUUAAAUUAGUAUGUUGGGUGUUUUUUGUGAGAGUUCAGUGCAGUUUUGAGUGUAUAAAUCCGCUCCUGGUCCCCGGGUGGUUGAAGAGUAGAACAGUCCAGUGGACAGCAGUGAAGAGACGAGUGUCGACCCAAACACGCAGGGAACUAGUAGACAAUUCGUAAACAACUGCCGUUUGACAGUGAUUUUAAAUGAACUAAUCCAAUUCAGAGCUACCACAAUGUGACGGGGCAAGAGGGGCAGCUCGCUGAAGACUGUCACCAGCACAUGACAGCCAACUUCGCCUGCAGCCAGAGCCGCAGCACGACGAGCAGCAGCAGGAGGAGCACCAUGGCAUCUCAGCCGAGUGUAUACAAUGAAGAAAGAAACCUCCUCCGCCUCCGAGCAUGGGAACAGAGGAACCAAGACACCAACCAAGCCAAAGGACUUAACCACGAGAAUGUGCCACUGUUUGGGGAGCCGUACAAGGUGAACAAGGGUGAUGAACUGGCCAACCGUAUCCAAAGGAUGCUGGGCAGUUAUGAGGACGUGAACAGUUCAAGUCCCCUCACCAUGGAGCCUUUACCCAUUCCUGGUUCUGUCACUGCUGCACAGUCAGAUCAGUGUCAGCCAAAUACGGACAAGUCAACUAAAGCUCCAUUCCACCAUCAGGUCCAUUACAUGUCAACCUCAAACCCGACGUGUAGCAGUUACUCCUCUGAGUCUGUAACGGUGUCUGCUGCCAGGUCUCCUCACCACCACGGACAUCCGUCCACUUCAUCGAAGGUUUCCUUGAACCAAGGUCAGGACGGACGGACUGGAAACUCGGCACAACAGCAACAAAAAAAAACUGAAGUCUCGUCAGAUGUCAUGUCAGAUGAUAAGCCCCAGCAAUUGCCACAUUCCCAUAACAAUGAUAUGGACACCAGGGAUACCUCAGCUAGGCACCGGGAGUCAUCAGAUUAUCCUUCUGAUUGUGUGGAUGUUCUCGCUCUGAACACUAAUCUGUCCCCUAAAGAGUCGUCCCUGACUCAGGGCACCAAGACACUUCCAUCCCAGACUUUUCCUCCACUUCUUCCAUCUAAGCAGCCCAGUGUAGUCAUGACCCAGAAACCAACAGCCUAUGUGCGGCCCAUGGACGGGCAGGACCAGGUGAUUAGCGAUUCUCCUGAGCUGAAGCCGUCACCAGAGCCGUACGCACCACUGCCAGAGAUAAUCAACAAGUCUCAACCGGGGAAAAUGAAGACCCUUCCACCGUUGUUGACCAAGACAAAUGAAGCCCUCUGUGUUGAAGACAUCUUAAGGGAAAUGACUCAUGCCUGGCCUCCUCUCCUGACUGCUCUACACACGCCCAGUGUUGAAGCGCCCUCUAAGUCCCCGUUCUCAGCCAAGGAAGCAGAGCGUGUCCCUUCAUGUCCAGCACAGAAUCCUUCCCAGGUCGGCCAGCACAGCUCCUUAUCCUCCUCUGAGAACGCACAUUCCAGUGGGGUUGAGACAGCCAGCUCCAGUGACUCUGACAGCAGCUCAAGAUCAGAGUCGGACAGUGAAAGCACCACCGGAGAACCGUCAGAACCUUUGGUGAACAGCUCAGUUAAACCUCAGGCCGGCGCUCCAGCAGUGAGCAAUGACGUCUGGCAGCUGAGUCAGUUUAUCAGGUUCAACCAACAGAACCCCAACACCGUCCACGUCUCCGAGAGCACGGCUCACACACCGCUCCCGUCUACUCCCAGCUCCAAACACUCCAGUGCAGAGGUGCUCGGCUCCUGCAGGGACUCCAAGCCUCAGCUUUCUAAUCUACAAACGGAGCCUGUUGACGACCUGAACAAACCCCAGCAGCACAGCCAGAGCCACGAGAACAGCUGUCAUCAGAACAGUAGCCAUAACUGCCCUUCGCUUGAGCUCAGAAAACCGACAUGUAAGACGCACACAAAACCAGCAAAGGAAGACUGCACAGAUCACGGCGAGGCAGCGGUCAGUGUUAGGCGUGAGGAGACGUCUGUCACCAAAGACAAAGACAAAGACCCGGGUUUAACUGACAGGCCCAAAGUAAAAAUAAAAACAAAACAUUGCAGGAAAAGCAAUGAGAAGGACUCCAAGAAAGAGAGCAAAAGGACGACUAAACACACAGCUUCAAACAAACCAAAGGCAGGGUCAGAGCUAGAUGUUAAGCUAGGCCCGCAAAGUGGGUGUACAUCUUGUGGUAAGACGUAUCCCGACCUCUGCUCCUGCCCCAGUCAAAGUCUUACUCAGUCUGACCACUUAUCUCUACAACCACCAGUGAAAAUCAACAAACCAAAGGAAGAGAAAACCAGCCGGAAAGACUCCAAGAAACCUCACAAAACAGCCCACAGUCAGCCGGGGAAGAGCAAGGGCGUCGUUAAGCCGCCUCAACUGUUGGUGGUGAAGAUUGAUCUAAGUCUGCUGUCCAGAGUCCCACGCGCAUCUGGCGACCUGCAGGACGCCAACAGCAACGCAAAGAAAAAAGCAGUUGUUGUGAAGCCAAAAGGAACACAGAACCUGAACAAGAAAAGCUCAAAAGUGGAGGCGGACGGUAAACCUCACCACGGGAAAAAACGGAGACUAGAAGAAAACAUCAACUCACCGGCUCAUGUCUCUGCCAAACUCCAAAGUUGCAGCGGCGAGACAGAGGACAGGGGCAGAAAAAAAGCCAAGACAAACCCUGCGACUUCAACACACAAGGAAACUGCUCCAGAACCCAAAUCUAAGAAACGCUCCUCUGUGGAGACCAGAGACCUCAGUAAGGAGAAGGUGAAGAGAAUCGACUCAGGCCAACACAAGAAGAGGAGCGGAAAACGUCCAGGGAACCCAGACUCAGAAAAGUCUUUGAAAGGUUCCCUGAACACAUCGUCCUCACAGUCCAACAAGGAGGCGUCCACCAGCAGACCCAUGCUGAAGUUUGAAGACAGACAGUAUCCAGUAAAACAUUAUGUAAAAGAGGCCAAAAAAUUAAAGCAUAAAGCAGAUGCAGAGUCAGAUAAACUCAGCAAAGCGUUUAACUACGUGGAAGCAGCCAUGUUCUUUGUAGAGAGCGGCAUCGCCAUGGAGAAGGAUCCACAGAUCUCCAUGUCGUCUUACACCAUGUUUGCUGACACGGUGGAUCUCCUCAAAUUUGUUUUGAAGCUCAAAAGUUCAUCAGACUCUUCUGCGCCACCUUCAGAAAGAGACUUUAUAGCACUAUGUUUGAAGUGCCAGUCACUCCUGCAGAUGGCCAUGUUUCGACACAAAUAUAAAACUGCUCUCAAGUAUUCAAAGACUCUGGCGGAACAUUUCACUACGUCACAUCAGACUUCGGUCAGCACUACAAAAUUCGCCGUGACUCCGUCCCCGAUGGCCGACAUGCCGUCACCAGCCAACGCGUCCAGCAGCUCAGGUCCUGGUUCUAACCACAGUGGUGGUGGUUCUGGUGUCGGCAGCACGGUUGUUCCUCAGGGUGUUGAACAAAUAAUGUUCAACUACAUCAACAUCACCACGUUAUUCUUGGGUGCUCACGAAAUGUGGGAACAGGCAGAGGCCAUGGCACAAAGAGGAAGUGGUCUGCUGUCUCUGCUGGACUCGUCUCUGGGUCCACUCACUCUCACAUCGUCCAUGAACACCGUGGUCCGUUAUAUGAGGCAGGGCAUCCACUGGCUGAGACUGGACAGCCAGGCCAAAAGGUAAAGUGACCACCAGGCUGUUGUUACUGUUGGACCCCUGCACUGCCCCCACCAGGCUGCCUCCUCGUCACGGGGUCCGGUCCUGAGCUCCUCUUCAGAUGAACGUCUUUCUUUUCCCCGUCUUUAUUUCAAAUGGACGUUUCUUUGAAGAGUUGACGCAGUCGUCAUCUCGUGUUUGUUUUUAAGGCUGCUUUUGAGAUUUACCAGUGAGGAUGUUACCACACUGACCUUUGCACUUGUAAUUUAUUUGUUUUCCACUUCCCUGUGGGAGUCUUUCCUUCUCUGUGGCACUUUGUCAAAAUCCAAUCAUUUCAGGGCUGAUGUUUGAGGUGUGUUCACACUUGUGAUGUUUGGUUUCUUCUGAAGUGAACCUUGUGGUUGGCGUCACAUCCUGCAGGACAUGUUCAGGGUGUAGCACCACUGCUCACCAAAUCAAGACUUGUCCUUAGAUGUAGAACUUUUGGGUCUCCACUCAAAUCAUUUUUUCACAUUUUGCUUUUGCUACAGACUGAAUUGACUCGAGUCCCACUGUUCUCCAGUGACUUGUCCUUGAGUGUUAAACCACUGGGACUCCAAUCAGACCUGUUCUUCGGUGACACAAACUGUCUGGAAAUUCAGAUUUGACUCUUGGUGGCUUAGAUGUAGUCCUGAUGUGGAAGGACUGUAGAACGGGUCUCAAACUAUUUUACGUGAAUUUGACUUGAAGUCCAAGGACUCACUCGGACUCAUCAUAAACCCCCGAUACAAAGACUACUAAUUUGACUUGGACUUGAACCUGACUUGUGUGAGAACUCAGCCGGACUUGAACCAAACUUUUCUUUAGUGACUCUGACUUGGACACACACCCCUCCCCCCACAGACAUUGUUCAAACUUUGUGUUAUUUUGUAACCCUGGUCCCCUGACAUGGACUUGAUUCACAGAGAUAUCGGUACUUUGACCCUAAACUCCUUCCAGACUUAUUUUGGACUUGACUUUACAAAUUGUUCUUCUGCCUCAAACCUCAAAUGUGGAAACUCAGUUGGACCGGAUUUAAACUUUCCUUUAGUGACUCAGAGUCAGAUUUGGAAACAUGGGAACAGACUCAGACUUGACUGGUACUUCCUGUUCUGUGACUGAGACUCUGACUCUGAGUUCAACUCACAGAACUCAACUCAGUUAGCUCAGCUAGGACUUGAUUGAAAGUUUUCUCAAAUGACUUGGACUUAAUCCUAAAAAAAAUCUGUAGAAUUAACUUUGAAAAUAACUGGGAGCUCAGAAGACACGACGGCUCUAAGAACUUGACUGAAACACUUAAUUAAGAGAUUUGGGGAAUUUAAUGUCCACAUUCUCGAUUUGAAAAAGUCUCCUCAGGUUUGGAAAAUAGUCAUUUUUUCCCUGUGCUAUAAUAAUGUAACGAAACCUAAUUUUGCAUUUUAAGAACCAAACUCCAAGUGUGAACACAGUCUCCACGUCCUGGUGUUUCCUCAGCAGCAGUUUUAAAAGGAAUGUUGUCCAAUGAACAGCGGCUUUAAUUCAAUUUGGACUGAAGUAAAUGGAGACGUCGAUCAGAUUUAACCCAAAGUGCCGUUUGAUGGUGGAGUCACUGACAUCAAACAGUCUGAAUGUAAUGACCUGAAGGAGCUGAAGUCACCGAAAACCAUAAUGAACACAACCUGGAAGUAGAAACUAGUUUGAUCUCAUUUCUCUUAAGUUUCUCUGUUUUCAGUCUUCCUUUUUUUUCAGGAUAGCCAGUAAAGUAAACAUUUCUAUGCCCUUUGAUCACUGCAGUCCACAGCGAGCGUGUCACAUGGUCAGAAUCAUGAAGGACUAAUAAUUAAUGAAACCUGAGCUGCAGCCGCACGUGUGUAUUUACACUGCAUCUCAGUCGUGGAUCCAGUUCUGACCUGGUCUUAAAGUUGAACCCCUGACAGGGCUUCAGGUCUUCGCCUUCAUUAAAGCCUGACGUUUUGGAAAUAAUAAAAAAAAAAAGUAACUUCUGUCACUUCCCAGGCCUCCUCACAGAGCUUGACUCCACAGUAUUGUCAGAUUCAUGUUUGUUCUCUUUUGUAUUAAUUUAUUAACAAUAUCUAUAAUUUAUUAUCAUCAGCCUUCAUUUAUUCUGAAUUAUCUAAGGAACCAGCCAAGCCUUUCUAGCCCACAUCGACAUCAAUCAUAAUAAGAGACCAAGUAGCUACGUCCGUUUCUUAUAUACAGUCAACGCUCAAACAAAAUGCUGGAAAAAAAAGGGAUUAACUUCACUCGUCUCCACUUUCUGUACUUAGAAACGGGAAUUUUCUCUGUCAGCACUAAUCAUUUUAAAUUUCCUUUCUGGCUAAAGUGGAACCAAAAAAAAAAAAAAAA
Molecule: messenger RNA, 6137 nt
Organism: Cynoglossus semilaevis (tongue sole)
Lineage: Eukaryota; Metazoa; Chordata; Actinopteri; Pleuronectiformes; Cynoglossidae
Gene: aff1
Product: AF4/FMR2 family, member 1
Exons: 20
Coding region: 411-3800 (1129 amino acids)
Biological process (GO): regulation of gene expression
Cellular component (GO): super elongation complex; nucleus
Source: RefSeq, a predicted model, not a curated record